Molecule: messenger RNA, 2472 nt
Organism: Cotesia congregata
Lineage: Eukaryota; Metazoa; Arthropoda; Insecta; Hymenoptera; Braconidae
Source: the annotation of a GenBank genome assembly
AUGGAAAGUAGCAAAAUGUUUAAUAUUUUAAGAGUCGUGUUUAAUUAUUACAAGAAAAAUUUCAAGUCUAUUAGUUUGUUAGUUUUAUGUUUUUACCUUGUAUUUUUUGUUUAUUUUAAACUUUUUAUUAUAAAUAGCGAUUUUGACGCGGAAUUUGAUAGUGUGAGCAAUGAUAGAGUUUUUGAAAGGGUUGAAGUUGAAGUUAAGAGUAAUAAUUUUCGAGAAAAAGGGAUUUUUGGAAAGUUUUAUGGUGUUAAAGUAAGUAAUAGCAGUAUUGAAAAAGUAGAAGAAAAAGACGGAUAUGAAGGAGUAGGAAGUGAAGAUAUAAGUAAGUCCGAUGAUAAUGAAGUCAAAAAUAUAUUUAAAAAAGAAGAAAGAAAUAAAAUCAAAUUUAGUGAUUUUGUAAAAGAAAAAAUAUUAAAAAAGAAGAAAGAAGGAGAAAAUAAAAGUGAAUUUAAUGAUUUUGAAGAUCAAAACAUAAUUCAGAAGAAAGAAGAAGACAAAAUAUUUAAAAAAGAAAAACAAAGAGAAAAUAAAAGUGAAUUUGAUAAUUUUGAAGAUCAAAACAUAAUUCAGAAGAAAGAAGAAGAAGAAGAAGAAGAAGAAGAAAAAAUAGAUGAAAAUAAAUAUAUUGUAUCAAACUCAAAAUGUCGUCUAUUAGAUCAAAAUCCUUGGGAUGAAAGUAUAAAAAAAUAUAUUGAGCCGCGAGAAUUUGAAUCAUGCGCAUCGACUAAUCCACUGCUCAGUUCAAUUAGUCGAGGUAUUGAUGGAAAUUUCAGUAUCGUUAUUAACGAAGAAAUAGCCUAUGAACAUUACAAUAAUUUGAUAAAUUGUUGUUGGUCGUCAAUUGCCCAAAUCAAAGAAAAAAAACCUACAGUUAAUAAUAACAUCGAAUUCAACGUAUCAGAGUGUCAAGAUUUCAAGGAUCAGGUCCAGAUACCAGUGGGUGUAGAAUUAGUUAAAGUAGUUUGUCGAUCAUUCGAAAACUUAAACAAAAAGAUAUUCACGCCGGAUUAUCAAAAUAUUCAUGUUGUAUUAAAUUCUACCAAAUUUAAAAGUCGUUUUAAAGAUGACAAUCUCAAUGAUAAAAAUGAGAAUAAAAAAAUAAGCGUUCUCAUGUUGGGGAUUGAAAGUUUGUCGCGCUCGAAUUUCAUCCGCAGUUUUCCAAAAACAGAAAAAUUUAUACGAAAUACUGGAUGGACUUCUCUGGAAGGUUACAACAAAAUUGGCGAGAGUUCUUAUUCAAACAUAAUGGCCGUUUUAUCAGGUCUCAAUGGUUCGUCCAGUAGUAUAUACUAUAAAUCAGAAGGGCAGCCAUACCUGGACGAUUUCCCAUUCAUCUGGAAGGAUUUCAAACAAGCUGGUUAUGUUACAGCUUUUGGAGAAGAUGUGGGUAACUCUAACACGUUUAAUUUUGAACAAACAGGAUUCGUUGAUCCUUCAACAGAUUACUAUCCUCGAUCUUAUAUCGUUGCGACAGAAAAGUUUUUGAAACAAAAAAAUAAAAAAAAUAAUAAAUAUUGCAGUGGACCAGAAUUAUCCUUCGAAAGAAUUUUAAAUUACGCGUUAGAUUUUGCAGUCACAUUUUUAAACAAACCGUACUUUGGUUUUUUCUGGAGCAAUUCAGUGACUCAUAAUGACAUCAACGCAGCAUCGUCACUGGAUUCGCAUCUGCUGGAAAAGUUGGAGUCUUUGGAACAACACGGUGUCUUCAAUAACACUCUGGUGAUUCUUUUCAGUGACCAAGGAAUGCAUUGGGGCGAAAUCAGAAACACUUCUGUCGGUUGGUACGAAGAGAGGCUGCCUUUUGUGUAUCUCCGAGUUCCAGAAACUUUCAAGAAUUCGAACAAUAAUUACAAAUACAACACUCGAGAUAUUAUUCAGGCGUUAAAAAUGAACGAGCGUCGAUUGACUUCUCCCUACGACUUGCACGAAACACUCAGAGACAUUUUGGAAUGCGCGGGAGGCAAGUCAAGUUACAGAUCUGAUUGUUCUACCUGCCAAAGUCUCUUCAAAUUUGUUCCGGACGAAAGAGGCUGUGAGGACGUAGGAGUGUCGCCUCACUGGUGUGCUUGUUCAGAGUUUACUCCACAUUCAUCUGAAAGUAAAAUCGCAAUAAAGGGUGCCCAAAAUUUCUUGUCCUAUGUCGAAGAAAUUGUCAAAGACUACGAAGAUGAGGACGGAAGAUUAUGUGCCAAAUUGGAGCUUAAAAAAAUUAAUCGGUUUGAUGAGAUCCGUUUGAAAAAUAAUAAUACGGGUAUUAGGAAAUUUUUCUAUCAAAUUCAAGUUACGCCUGGCAAUGCGGUGUAUGAAUUUACCAUAGAUUUGGAUGAAAAUAAAAACUUUCAAGUGUCUGAACAUGAAAUAAGUAGAAUUAAUUCUUAUAAACAUGUUGCUGACUGUAUUUCUGUUAUUAGUCAUAAAAAAUACUGUUAUUGCUCUAAUUUACUUCAGUCGAGUAAUGUAAAAUAA